GCAGGUUUCCGUUUCCGCAGGUUUCCGUUUCGGCUCGUUCCCUGCGUUCGCAUCCGUUGUACCUUUGACCUGCUUUGACCAGCCAUCCGGCGUCGAUGGGAGGCUGAAGGAUUUACUGGAGAAUUAUAGUUUCACGUCAGGAUUACAGUUGCUCCAUUGCUUUACGUCCCCGUCCUUCUGCUGCUCAGCUUGUACAUUGAAUGUCAGGUAUGAAUUUCAUACCUGGCUUUCGUCAAGCAAAGCUUUACAACUCAACUAGUCCAUCGGCUGAAUAAUCGGUUACAUACAAGGAUCAUGGAAUUGUAAGCUGAAUCCUUAAGAAUGUUUGGGGGUUACCAGUACACAGCAUGCUACUUCGUCCCGGACUGGCUCAGUUGUCUCUGGACACAAUCCACGACUUUAAGCCGGCCCGAUCAACGAGAGAACGCAGGUCAACUUGCAAUUGACAUACUCUUGCCCAGGGCGUGUCCAAGCGUUAUUAUGGAGGAGCGCGUUGGGGAGCUGUCAUUCUCACGGACGCCUGCGAAGCCCAGCCCUACCCCUAGCCCUGCAAUGCUGACUUCAAGUGACGAUGAAAACACUUGUGACGAGCAAACGUUCCGUCCCUAUAGCUGCGGCACCGUUGAUGGGCUCUGUCCAGGUAGCUACAGCCCAGAAGCCUCAUCCAGCGGGUGCUGCAGCAGCGGUAGUAGCAGCCCGCACUCAACCAGUAGCCCCCGCUUCUGCAGCAGCUGUAGCGAGGCUGAUGACAGUGCGUUUGUGGUGGGUUCCAUUGCUGCCGACUCCUGGGACCGUACCAGUUCCCUGCUGGCGGCGGGCAUUGGAGCUGAGCCCGUGCUACGUAGCCCGGGGGUUCUAUUCGCAUCCAGUUACACAGCAUGUGGUACGGAAUCGCAUCAGACGGGAGCUCAAGUCUCACGGCGAGGACACACGAGCACCCCUGGCUUCGGCAGUCAAGGGACCAUUCCCAUCAGUACUGGCUGCGGCUUUGGCGGCCCACGGCUCGCAGGAGAGGUGAAGAACGACGCGGGUAGCCCCGCCCGUAUCGCGGUGGACAUCGACCGCCUCCUGGCCUCCGUUGUUGUGCAGGCGCUGUGGCAAGAUGAGUACUAUGCGCCCGGUGUGCCUUUUCCCAACGAACAGGCAGGCUAUGCGCCGAUUAUCGAGUUGAUAGCUGCAUUGAACAAUUCUGCACAUGCGAACUUGGAAAAUUUCUGAGAAUAAAUGUAUACAAGCUGAUUGCC
Molecule: messenger RNA, 1244 nt
Organism: Volvox carteri f. nagariensis
Lineage: Eukaryota; Viridiplantae; Chlorophyta; Chlorophyceae; Chlamydomonadales; Volvocaceae
Exons: 4
Coding region: 322-1218 (298 amino acids)
Source: RefSeq, a predicted model, not a curated record